AUGGCAAAAAUGUACAUGAAAUCGAAGGAGAUAGUAGAGCUGGUCAACACGCAAUCCUGGAUGGACAAAGGUCUGAGUUCUCAAAAUGAGAUGAAGGAACAGGAGAGAAGAUCAGGCUCUUAUGGGAUGCUUGGAACCUUAACUGAAGAGCAUGACAGUAUUGAAGAAGAGGAAGAAGAGGAAGGUGAUGGAGAGAAACCUAAAAGAAGAGGUCCCAAGAAAAAGAAGAUGACCAAAGCACGCCUGGAGAGGUUCAGGGCCCGAAGAGUCAAGGCCAAUGCUAGGGAGCGGACCCGGAUGCAUGGCCUGAAUGAUGCCUUGGAUAACCUUAGAAGAGUCAUGCCAUGCUACUCUAAAACCCAAAAACUUUCCAAGAUAGAGACUCUUCGACUAGCAAGGAACUAUAUCUGGGCCUUGUCUGAAGUCCUGGAGACUGGCCAGACACUUGAAGGCAAGGGAUUUGUGGAGAUGCUCUGUAAAGGGCUCUCUCAGCCCACAAGCAACCUGGUCGCUGGAUGCCUCCAACUGGGACCUCAGUCUGCCCUCUUGGAGAAGCAUGAGGAAAAAUCUCCAAUUUGUGACUCUACUGUCUCUGUCCACAGCUUCAACUAUCAGUCUCCAGGGCUCCCCAGCCCUCCUUAUGGCCAUAUGGAAACACAUCUUCUCCAUCUCAAGCCUCAACCAUUUAAGAGUUUGGAAGACUCUUCUUUUGGGAGCCAUCCACCUGAUUGCAGUACCCCACCUUAUGAGGGUCCACUCACACCACCACUGAGCAUCAGUGGCAACUUCUCCUUGAAGCAAGGUGGCUCCCCUGACUUGGAAAAAUCCUACAGCUUCAUGCCACAUUAUACCUCCGCAAGUCUAAGUUCAGGGCAUGCACAUUCUACUCCCUUUCAGGCUGGCACUUCACGCUAUGAUGUUCCUAUAGACAUGACCUAUGAUUCUUACCCCAACCAUGGUAUUGGAACUCAGCUCAAUACUAUCUUCACUGAUUAG
Messenger RNA from Microtus ochrogaster (prairie vole), 996 nucleotides. It is a transcript of the gene Neurod4, whose product is annotated as neuronal differentiation 4. NCBI's taxonomy places the organism in Eukaryota, Metazoa, Chordata, Mammalia, Rodentia, Cricetidae. The record is from RefSeq and is a predicted model, not a curated record. Gene Ontology annotation, cellular component: nucleus. Gene Ontology annotation, biological process: camera-type eye development; positive regulation of transcription by RNA polymerase II; nervous system development. Gene Ontology annotation, molecular function: E-box binding; DNA-binding transcription factor activity, RNA polymerase II-specific; protein dimerization activity.